GGACGGCUUUUUCUUUGUGGACACAAAUCCGAAGACGCUGGUUGGGCUGCGGAUGUCUACGGCAAGUAAGCACCGCACCACAACCAGCACUGUGAGGCGGUUCACUGAGUGCCUGGCGGCAUAUUUUGAGGGUUGGGAGGAGUUAUCCCGAGACAUGUCGUGGGAUAUUAUUUAUGUGCAGCACGAGAUAUACAGGCCGAUGGAGGGACGGCAGAAAUUUGAGGUCGUCAAUUCCGACAAUUUGGGCGACGAUGAAAACCGAGAGAUUGCGGCGUUCUGUAGGGAAAAGGUGCGCCAGUACCUAGCAGCACUAUCAUCCGCUGACGCCAGAAGAGGCGAAGCUCUCCGGAGGUGA
This is a messenger RNA of Trypanosoma cruzi, 355 nucleotides long. Its product is annotated as retrotransposon hot spot (RHS) protein, putative. The transcript has a single exon. The annotation marks the transcript as partial. NCBI's taxonomy places the organism in Eukaryota, Euglenozoa, Kinetoplastea, Trypanosomatida, Trypanosomatidae. The record is from RefSeq and is a predicted model, not a curated record.